Pieris napi is the source of this 730-nucleotide messenger RNA. RefSeq names its product PHD finger protein ALFIN-LIKE 5-like. The transcript is spliced from 2 exons. The annotation marks the transcript as partial. The record is from RefSeq and is a predicted model, not a curated record. NCBI's taxonomy places the organism in Eukaryota, Metazoa, Arthropoda, Insecta, Lepidoptera, Pieridae.
AAAGAAAUCCGAAGAAAAGAAGAAGCUGUUAAACCCUUACCUAAAGCACCACCGAGAUCAUCUACAACAAAUAUGCGACGAAUAAGAAAAUCAGCAAUACUGACAGAUACGCCUGAAAAGAACGCUUUGGCUGAAGAAAAAGCAAGAAGAGGAAAGAGCAAUAGGAAAAUAAAGGGGAAGGAAAUUCAAAAAAGAGUCGGAAAGAAAAAGGCAACCGAAAAUGCGACUCGGAAAGUCCUGCAGGAAGAUGAUCAUGGAAGUGAUAGUGAAGAAGACAGCCUGGAAUGGUAUUGUUUAAUAUGUUGCGACUCAUAUUCUAAUUCACAACCAGUUGAACAAUGGAUUGAAUGCGUCAUGUGUAAGAAUUGGUCUCAUUUAAAAUGCCUAAAAUCUAAAGACGUUUAUUACUAUGUUUGUCCGAAUUGUAAUUCUGACGACGAAAUCUUUAAAUAAUUAAUUUUUAAGCACUGCGAGACUGAAAUAAAACUAUAAUUUAAGUAAACCUUUAAUAAGAUUAUUGAUCUCAGUAAAGAAAAUGCUAUGAGACUGAAUAUAGAAACUUUUGUUGGAAAUGUUAAAAUUUGUUGAUUUUUCUUUUUAUUUUAAUUAAAAUAAAUGGUUUGGUUUUUUGACAAAUUGACGUUUGUCAAAGUUGAUUAAUAUUAUAGAUGUUUAUUAGACAUAAGCCCUAAUUAAAAGGUCGUAUUACAUUAUUAGUAUUAAUACUUGC